This is a messenger RNA of Solea solea (common sole), 3223 nucleotides long. RefSeq names its product prokineticin receptor 1b (gene prokr1b). The record is from RefSeq and is a predicted model, not a curated record. Gene Ontology annotation, molecular function: neuropeptide Y receptor activity. Gene Ontology annotation, biological process: neuropeptide signaling pathway. Bases 204 to 1376 code for a protein of 390 amino acids. Gene Ontology annotation, cellular component: membrane. Lineage: Eukaryota; Metazoa; Chordata; Actinopteri; Pleuronectiformes; Soleidae. The transcript has 3 exons.
UGGACCUCGACUGAAAUGAUCACUAAAUAAGAUAUAUAGAUAUAUAUAGAUAUAUAUGUUUUAUCACCUCAGAAACGAACCAUCGGCAUCCAGUUUCUGGUGGAGACGCUCUUCCGUUUCUGUCCAUACUGUGUGAAGAAAGCAUGAACUUCUUUCACCCAACGUGCCGGAUCUCACCGUUACUCUAAGUGUUUGCCAUAAACAUGGGCGACUCCAACAUCAGCCACAUGGUGGCAGCGUACACAGAGAUGCAGGAGGGUCACCCAGCAGGAAAGUUGGAUCUUUACGUGGACAACUACGACAUGGACUACGGUAUCCCCCCCGAUGACAUCCCAGACACCACACAGGGCCAGGCUUUCUUUGUGGCCACCAUUGUUAUCGGCGUGGUCCUCGUCUCCAUCAUGCUCAUCUGCGGGCUGGGAAACUUCAUCUUCAUCGCCACGCUGACGCGCUACAAAAAGCUCCGCAACCUCACCAACCUGCUCAUCGCCAACCUGGCCAUCUCAGACAUCAUCGUGGCCGUGGUGUGCUGCCCGUUCCUGGUGGACUACUAUGUGGUGAAACAGCUCUCCUGGAGCCACGGACUGGUGCUGUGCGCCUCCAUCAACUACCUGCGGACCGUGUCGCUCUACGUGUCCACAAACGCUUUGCUCGCCAUUGCAAUUGACAGGUACAUGGCGAUAGUUCACCCUCUUCGUCCUCGUAUGAAGUACCAAACUGCGUACUGGCUGAUCACUGGAGUCUGGAUUGUCCCGAUACUGAUAUCCAUCCCAUCUGCCUACUUUGCCUCAGAGACGAUGUACCCUCAUGGCGGCAGCACCUCGACCACUCACAAAGUCUUCUGUGCCCAGAUUUGGCCCGUGGACCAGCAAGCCUACUAUCGCUCAUACUUCUUGGUUGUUUUCGCCGUGGAGUUUGUCGGGCCGGUGAUCGUCAUGGCGAUGUGUUACACCCAAAUCUCCCGAGAGCUCUGGUUCAAGAACGUGCCGGGGUUCCAGACGGAGCAGAUCAGGAAGCGGCUGCGCUGCCGCCGCAAGACGGUGAUGGUCCUGAUCGGGAUCUUGACCGCGUACAUCCUGUGCUGGGCACCAUAUUACGGCUACACCAUCCUGCGGGACUUCCACCCGACGCUGAUCUCUCGACAGAAGAACUCACUGGUGGCCUUCUACAUCAUCGAGUGCAUUGCCAUGAGCAACAGCAUGAUCAAUACCUUCUGUUUUGUCAGUGUCAAAAACAACACAGUGAAGCAUCUGAAGAAAAUUGUAUUGCUGCGCUGGAGGUCAACAUACGCCCCCAGUAAGACUGCGGAUGAGAUGGAUAUGAAGACGUCCAGCCUGCCCGUAACAGAGGAAACCGAAUGUAUUCACCUGAGGUGAAGGGAAGAAAAUGUGUAAUCAGUCGUUGAGAUUUUUUUUUAACUGUUGAUACGAAAAAAACUACAUAGCAGAAAAAAGAAAACCCUAAAGGCUCUUUCAGGCGACGUCUUGAUUACUGUGUAGAUAAGUGUUUCAGCACCUUAUCAGAACUAAUCUGAAUGAGGAUUUCUGCCAUGAGACCAAAGACCAUGUUAAACAGACACUGAAAGUAAGUGUUUACGGAGAUCAAAGAUCUUAGUGGCCCUUUCCCAAUGUGCACCCUCACUUAAUCCCAGUCUGUUUGUGUUGUGCCAUGUUGAGUAUUUUAUUGUCAUUUUCUAUAAAUUGGCACCUCUACUAAUGGAAUUACCCACAGCUCAUUGCGCAAGAGUCACAAAUCAAUCGCCAACCUGAGGAACUGUACAUUUGACACUACAAGACAAAAAGUCUUAAAGUUGGGGUUGGAGAUCCUGGAAAAACAGUUGAAGCAGGUCACAUUUUGAAUUCAAAAGUCCCAGCCCCUUCUUCAGACCUUCGAAGCUACGCCUCCAGAGCAUUGGAUCGCUCUGCAUCAGCCUUUUCUUGGCAGUAGCUCCCAAAAAAACGUCUUUUGUUUGCGAGCAACAGCUGUGGUUGGUACCUUUUCUGCCAUGACGUUGCUGCAACUCUCUUGUUGGAUUUAACAAGCUAGCAUAAGCUUUAAUGUAAUCAGAUGAAAGUAGCAACAUGCUAUUGAGUCAACUCAGCCAUUUUAAUAAUGUCAUUUAUAUUUGUCAAAUAUAUCCUCAUCCAAUCUCUGAUUCAACCGAAAGUAAACAUCAGAAAAAGUCCCACUUUCUGACUGAAUAACAAUAGAGUUGGCAGCAUUUUCAAACUUUUCUUCUUAUAAACACUGAGGAAAUGUAUGCAUUUUUUCUUUAAAAAUGGAGUAAUAUGAAUGUAGCCCAAGAGAGAAAGCAGUGCUCGGUUAAGUAAAUGAUCCAAGACUGAUCACCACCAUAGUGUUCUAACCACUGGCUUGAGAGUAGAUUGACAAAUGUUCACCUGCACCCAGUCAUUACGUGUCUUUUAUGUGCUCACUAUCAAGCCUGCCUAAAUGUGAAUGAUAAAUCGUCUAUACAACUCUCUCUGUAUAUGUAUAGAGCACAUUUCUAGUCUUGAUGACCACUCAAAGCUGAGCCGUCAGUAGGUUAAAUGGGGUUAAAUGUCUCGCCCAGGGACAGCUUGACAUGUGGCCAAAAGAAAUGGAAUUGAACAUUGAAGACGACCUGUUUUCCCCUCAGUCGCCCGUUUGCACAGAAACUGGUGGUCGUACAGUUGAGAGAGGGCCGUACGUUUGCGUGUGUACCGGUGUAACAUCAACGUUGUGGGUCUGUGGUACCGUCAGUGCUUCUGUGUGAAGUGAUUUGUUGUGCGUGUUGUGACAAAACAUCUGAUGUUUAAAUCAGAAACACAUUUAAAUCACAGUGCAAUACCAACGUGGUAAUAGCGUGGUGAUCAUUUCAUAAUACUGUGGUGUCAUUUCACAAUCUAAUUCCAGCUCUGUUGACAGGAGAGUAAAUAACAUUACACUAACUUUUUUAAUUUGUUUUAAUCAAACUUAAUUGAUGAUUUAUGAUUAUCUUGAAAUCAAACCCUCUCUUGUGUCGCCCACACAUCAUCAAGCUCUUAGUUGGUAACAUAUAAUAUAUAAUAUAAUUACUUUCCUGCUAAACUACAACAUACAAUUGCCGCAUUGCUGCUGUACUGCAAUGCAAAAGUGUUGCCGUUAAAUGUUUAUGUAUAUAAAACAUGAUGAUUACUGUAUAGCUGCUGCUGCUAUUGAUCUGUGGCGUUCUGUAUUUUUCUGUUAUGUUGGAAAAACAAUU